GUGUACAUAGCUUUUGUCUUGAAAGUUUCGUCAUGUUGCCUCGACAUUUACGCUCCUUGUCAGCCCUUCGCCAUAGUAUUCGACCUGGCGGCCACAAGGCUGCCAUAGCAACUGCGACACAAGCCAGUAUACUACGACCACGACAUGCGCCACCAAGAUCGCUUGGCAGCAUGAUUGCUUUAACGACCUCACACUACAACCCUGUACCGCUCUUAUGCAGACGAUUUCUUGCCACCGCUCCGUCUAGCAGCACCAAUAACAGCAACUAUCGAACUAUGGCAUUUUACAAGUUCCAUGACCUUAAAAGCGACGAUUUGCUUGCAUUUCGCCAACAACUGCUGGACGAUUUAGGUCACUGGGGCAUUGUCGGACGUAUCUACAUUUCAACUGAAGGCAUCAAUGCCCAACUGUCUUGCCCUGAAUCGCAUAUUCACAAGCUGCGCCGUUACUGUCAAGAGACACUCAAGCCGACCGUGGGUGAACUUAUGGAUUUGAAUAUCGGCACAGAGCCUGAAGCAGGUGAACGAGCGUUCCGUGCGCUCCAUGUACGCAUCCGCAAGCAGUUGGUGGCCGAUGGAUUGGAUCCAGCUUCGUAUGAUCUUACCAACCGACCUUCCCACUUGUCCCCCGCUCGAUGGCACGAGAAAUUGACUAACUAUAAACAGAAGCAUGGCAAGGAUCCCAUCUUGAUUGAUAUGAGAAAUCAUUAUGAAAGUGAAAUUGGUUAUUUUGAAGGUGCUAUUCGACCCAAUGUCGACACAUUCCGUGGCAGUAUCGACGCCAUGAACGAAAUCUGUAAAAGCGUGCCACGCGAUCAAGAGAUCUUCAUGUAUUGCACUGGCGGUAUUCGAUGCACCAAAGCCGGCGCUAUCUUACAAUCCGCAUUCGGAUUUAAGACUGUACAUCUUGUUGAAGGCGGCAUCACAUCCUAUGGGCGUUGGAUCCGUGACCAAAAGGAGGAGAAACCGUCGCUGUUCCGCGGCAAAAACUUUACUUUUGACAAAAGAUUAGGCGAAGAUAUCACAGAGGAAAAGUUGGGCAAAUGUCACAUUUGUGGACAACACUGCAGUCGAUACCAAAACUGCUCACAUGCAUCGUGCAAUUUGCUUAUGCUCUGUUGCUCGAAUUGUGCAUCACAGUUCUUGAACACAUGUGGUCGUUUCGAGUGUUAUGAUACGGUGCAUGAUUUUAAGCAACAGACGUCCGGUGAUAAUUACUUCAAGCCGGAUGGGCCUGUCCUGAUUGAUGGGGUGCGAGCCUAUGUCAAGCAAGGUGAGCAAGGUGAAAGUCGAGUGGUUAUUGGCAAAUCAGGAGUCAAGUGUGAACAUCAGUACCAUCGACGUAUUCGAGCAAAUGAAGUGCUUGGUGAACCAGGAAAUAUACUGAAGGAAUGGGCAAAGGCAGGUAGAGAUCUACCGCCUGUCGAAUCCGCUACUGGUGCUAGUACUUCAAGUACAAAAUAGACCUCAUCCCACACCUCCAUAGAUAAACACGCAUACACAUACACUGUCUCAUGUAAUAUAGUAAAAUUGUACAAUAAAUGUAAAACUUUCCGUAUGUCUUUAUUAUUUAGAUAACUCUAAGAAAAACAAAUAGGUAUGGUAUACAUCAUCUAGCAGCACGGAG
Messenger RNA from Zychaea mexicana, 1626 nucleotides. RefSeq lists its product as uncharacterized. The transcript is spliced from 2 exons. The record is from RefSeq and is a predicted model, not a curated record. Bases 33 to 1463 code for a protein of 476 amino acids. Lineage: Eukaryota; Fungi; Mucoromycota; Mucoromycetes; Mucorales; Lichtheimiaceae.